Molecule: messenger RNA, 1253 nt
Organism: Patella vulgata (common limpet)
Lineage: Eukaryota; Metazoa; Mollusca; Gastropoda; Patellidae
Product: prostaglandin F synthase 1
Exons: 2
Coding region: 100-1059 (319 amino acids)
Molecular function (GO): oxidoreductase activity
Source: RefSeq, a predicted model, not a curated record
AAGUCUGAAAGGCCAAGUCAAAUAUUUAUUUUCGUGGGCUUGGUGCGAAGGAUUAUUAGAGGGUAUGAUUUGAAGUACAGAAUACAUGGAGAUUCCAAGAUGACAUCGUUAAGGAAAUAUCUGACUUUAAACUCUGGAAGGAGAAUACCAACUGUCGGGUUGGGGACUUUCUUGAUGAAAAAUGAUGUCUUGAGAGAGGCCUUGGAUUAUGCUUUAUAUAUUGGUUAUCGGCACAUUGAUACAGCGCUAUCUUACGGCAACGAGGUUGAGAUCGGCGACGUGGUAGCAUCCCGAAUUAAAGAUGGAACCGUAAAGCGUGCAGAUUUGUUUAUAACUACGAAAAUUCCGCCAAUAUAUUUAGAUUAUCAGGAUUGUUUGCAAAGUGCAGAAAAAUCAUUGGAUAAUUUAAAAUUAAAAUAUGUGGACAUGUUGUUGAUUCACCAUCCGUGCGGUAAUCCAAACAGAGGAGAUGGAAACUUUAAACCCUUGGAUGAAAAUGGAGAAAGGGAAAUAGUCAGCUAUGAUAUUUUGCGGACCUGGAAAGCCAUGGAGAAACUGGUUGGAGAAAAUCAAACUGUGCAUAUCGGAUUGUCAAAUUGUCAACCCACUGUUAUCAAUAAAAUAUGGAAAGCCGCGAAAAUCAAACCUUCAAAUUUGCAACUCGAAUGCCACGCUUAUUUACAACAGAAGGAAUUGGGAAAACUUUGUACGGAGAGGGGAAUAAUAAUGACGUCAUAUGGAGCACUCGGUGCUAUCACGAGACCCAAUCAAAGCGGAAAUAAACCUGUUUUAUUGGAUGAUCUGGUAAUAAAAGAAAUAGCGAGUCGGAUAAACAGGACACCAGGCGAAGUUCUACUAAAUUAUGUAGCCCAGUUGAAUCGAGGCAUUCUGCCAAAAAGUCAAACUAAAAUUCGAUUGAAACAGAAUAUAGAAGUAUUAGAUUGGUGCUUAUCAAAAGAAGACAUCAAACUUAUUCAAACCUUGGAUAGAAAUGUGAAAUAUUUUGAUUUCCCAUGGGCUAAAAAUCAUCCGGAUUAUGUUCCCAACCAACCAUUUUAACACAACGAGUCGUCUGUUACCUUAACCAAGUUGAACAGAAUCGACUUGACAUUCGAGUGUACCCGAUAGUGGUUAGAAUUAAAGGAGCAAAGUCUUUAAUAUUUUGCACCUAGAAAUGGAAACAAAUAGGUCGCAACGCAUAUAUAUAAAUAUAAUAAUGUAAUACGAAUGUAUAUAAACUGAUUUUAAUUCAA